AUGAAGGAUAGUGAGAGCUCGCUACGGCAGCGCAAGACUACAGGUCUAUCUGCUGUAGCCAUCGCAAACAAAUCUUCGGUCGCGGCAGCUGACUCGCACCACUAUAGACCCGACAAAUUGCCUUACAAUACGUUCCGCGCGUCACAUGGCAGUGAAGUUGAGGGACUUUUGCUCUUUCCAGAACAACCCCGUCAGAUUUUUGUGUUAUUUGUCGUAGUUGCGGGUUUUUCGUACUUUUCAUUCACCCACGAGUCACAAAACACGGGACAAAAUGUUCGUAAUGCGUUAUUUGCUGCAAUUCUCGUGUUCCUCGUCUAUUGUUUCUUGCAAACAAGAGACGGUCUGAUGAUGCGUCCACAUCCUGGACUCUGGCGAGUCGUGCAUGGCUGUUCCGUCGUGUAUUUGCUGCUAUUAGCAGCCAUGUUGGUACAAAACCGACAGGGUGCAAUAAACGCCAUGCAGUUUGUACUCCCAGAAGUAGGGACUCGACCCAAGACCGUUGUCGCGGUACAAGUUCAGUGUGAUAUCAAUUCUGCGUCAUUAACUCGUGGAGUAACAAGUAUCUGGUUUUUUGCUCAUGUGACGGGCUGGUGGGGCAAAAUGUGUAUGUUUCGUGACUGGCGAUUUUGCUGGGUGCUCAGCAUUGCCUUUGAAAUCUUAGAACUUGCACUGCAAUUUGUCAUUCCGGACUUUCAAGAGUGUUGGUGGGAUUCGCUGUUGUUGGAUAUGCUGGGGGCAAAUAUGCUGGGCAUGUGUCUUGGUCGCGUAACGUUGUGGUUAUUGGAAUCGAAGGAAUACGAUUGGUCGGGUCGUCGAGGCAAGAAGUUGGGCUACUUUCGUUUAGCGCUAAACCAGUUUACGCCUUUCAGUUGGGAACAAUAUCAUUGGGAAGUAUUUUCAAGUUUUAAGCGAUUCGCCGAGAUUGUGUUCGCAAUGCUGAUGUGUCUGAUUACGGAGCUGAAUGCCUUCUUCAUGCUGACAACAUUGAGCAUUCCGAAAGAGAGCAAUUUUAACUCAUACCGCCUCUUUCUCGUAUUCAUGCUCGGAAUCCCCGCAGCUGCUGAGUACUAUGAGUUUAUUACAAACCCUGAAUGCUGGCGCUUAGGUCAGAAUACGUGGAUGAUCCUGUCGAUCGCAACUUUUGAGAUUCUCGUGUGGGUCAAGUUUUCGGCUAACGGCGUGUUAUUCACGCAACCGCCACCAGCCUUAGUAAUUUAUCCGAUUCUAGCAUUCGUGGUCAUGUUUUCGAUCUGGAUGCUGCUUUUCUUCCGAGGUGCACCGCGCCAACCUACACCUCGACGUUCGCGUAGACUUGUCACUGGUUGGGGGUACCUCGAUGUGCUAUUUUGGGCCUCUUUUGCCCCGUUGGUCAUCUUGACGUCGCAAUGGGCAUUUUAA
Molecule: messenger RNA, 1398 nt
Organism: Peronospora farinosa
Lineage: Eukaryota; Oomycota; Peronosporomycetes; Peronosporales; Peronosporaceae
Source: the annotation of a GenBank genome assembly